Tribolium castaneum (red flour beetle) is the source of this 5515-nucleotide messenger RNA. RefSeq lists its product as hypothetical. The record is from RefSeq and is a predicted model, not a curated record. Bases 1 to 5487 code for a protein of 1828 amino acids. The transcript is spliced from 2 exons. NCBI's taxonomy places the organism in Eukaryota, Metazoa, Arthropoda, Insecta, Coleoptera, Tenebrionidae.
AUGCAAAGAAAAACCCAAAAAGGGGCCGUGACGGCCAAACCACCAUCGGCUGCUCUUACAAACGACUGGAAAGGGCUGGAAAAACAAGUCAUGAUUUGCUCAGGGUCCUUCAGUCAGGCCCACAAGAGGUACAAAGGGCACAACCAGCAAAGUGCCGCCACGUGCAUUGUUGCCUGUGUCUUUUCGGCCCUUAAACCCAUGAACACCUGGACUAGAGAAGUCCUGGAUGAGAUCUUGGAAGUUGGGACGGACCUCCAUUUGAAAAGUCGGCAAGUUUCCGAAAAUCGCUGCCUAGAUCAUAUGGAACCGCCCAAAAUCUACAAAUAUUUCUACUUGGGGAACAAUAAGGUUUCGACUAGGGUUGGCAUCAACGUGGUGGCCGAACGCGUCCCGAGGGACACAACCAUGCUCCAGAAAAUCGAAGCUAUGCUCUAUCGCUUCUUUCUGACGAACGCUUCAGGGAUUGUCGGGUGCCAACACACUUACUUCGCCAUUUGGAAACACGGGAGACACUUUUUCAUCUUUGAUUCGACCGAACACAACCAUCUGGGCGGCAAAUGGGACGGUUUGCCCGGUCUUGGGUACUGCUACUGCAUCCGGGUACCAACAACCAGACUUCUAGCCGACAUCAUCCUCAAAAACUCGCCCCUCAAACCAAUCAACAAGUUUAUCAUCUACCCGUGCAUUUUGGAAAAAGUGGUCAAGGUUAACACCACGCCGCCUGAGACUGUGGACGGUGGUACCCCAGCACCACCCGAAACGCCCAAACCCCGCCUUAAAACAACUCGGAUAACAAAAAUCGCGGAACCUAAAGUUGAGGAGAUAAAAGUUGAGGAACUUGGAGGCGAAGUUGAACCGAAAAAAUCCAUCUCUAAGUCACGGAUACCACCAGAACGGCCCAAACUGGAAAGUACGACCCAUUUCACCAAACUACCAGUUGGUACCACUGGCAUUUUACGCGCUUCGACCCACCAACGCGACCCACGAUUCACCCGAAAUAACGGUGCUCAAGCCAUGGCCAAUGCCAUGGCCGCCUUGACUAUGUUAAGACAGUACAAGUCCAAACAAUGGAUUCGGAAAAUUUUGGACGAUAUUUUGAAACUGGGGGAAGUGAUCCACCACGAGUCCAAAUCGUUGCCCAAAGGCCAAAUUGUUGAUAAAAUCACGCUGAACGACAAGGAAUACAGUCCCAAAAUUGAUAAGUACGGUUGUGUGGGGCGUUUGACCUCCGAUGACGACAAAAUCUUCAACUUGGAACAGGCCGUCACCAACGUCUUGAUCGAUACAGAUUGUUGCAUUUUAAUCGGUCCUAAUAUUGUGGCUCUUUGGCGCGAAAACGGCCGCUACUACAUGUUUGAUCCAGAUGAGAGAACUCCCAUUGGUAGUACCAUCAAGCCUGGGGAUCCCCCAGGAGUAGCGUGUGUCACUUGGUUCAACAAACCCUCCGAUUUGGUGGCCUUAUACUUGAGCAACGUCCCCAAAAACACCCUCAAGGAUCGGUUCCUGAUCUGCAAGGUCAAAAUCAAGGAUUACGUCCAAGUGCCUGAAGAUUGGUACAACUUCAAGGCUUUGAAGUACAACAAGUGGAUCCUCCGGGGGAAUUUCAGCCAACAAGACCGGAGAUUCCCUCCGGAGUCACGUAACGCCCAAUGUACCGCUAACGCAACCAUGGCCUUGACGUACAAAGAACUCAAGGAAGAGAAAGAGUGGGAUGAUCGUACCGUGGAUCAAGUCCUGCUAAGUGGUGACGAGUUCUAUCACGGUUCCGUGGCACAUUUGCAAGAAACUGGUCGUUUUAAGCACAAGUAUUUGAUGGUUGACGAAGUCAAGCGCGAUUUUGAUGUCGAAAACAAGAAAGUCAACUUGGAGAUUGACGAUUGUCUCGUCAAUGGCAUUAUUAACGCUAAGAGUGAUACAGGGAUUCCGAAUUUAAAGCGUGGCUUUGAACAGUUUUUCACUGACAGUGAUGGAGGGAUCGUUACGGCCAACCUCCAGUCAAUGGCAGUGUGGAAACGUGAUGGUACUUACUACUACUACGACUCACACUCGAGGGACGACAAGGGCGUGGUUUGUGGGUUUGGUACCGCGUGUAUCCUGCGACUGUUGACGAUUGAAGACUUGGCUAACGCCCUUAUGACCAAUUUGGGGGCCGAUAGGCAAAACUUCUACAAUAUAAGUCGAGUGGUGGUCAAGUUGAUGGACAUGACUGAGGAUGGUGUCGUCAAACCGCCACUAAACUACUACGAACUUGUCAACGAGUUUGUGGCGAUUUUGAGGUCAAAUAUUAACGAAAGGGACAAGAAAUUUACCAUCAAUUCGGGCAAACAAACCGUUCCUAUGUGUCUUGCUGCCUUAGCCUUCAAUACCUUGACACCAUCCUUUGACUGGACGAAGGAAGAUGUUGACCAGAUUUUGACGUUUGGUGACAAACUCUACACCUCAACUAUGGAAGAAAUGUACAGUGGGGAGACUCUUGAAGGUGAAGGUGACGAAGUAACGUCUGACAAUGUCAAGAAGGAGGUACAAAUCGGGUCAAAUCUUCUCGCUUUUGAACUGGAGGACGUAUCUUCGGGCAAUUUUGAAGACAACUUAAAGGAAGCCCUCGAAAGUUUGAGUUUGCGCGUUGGUGAAGAAGGAAACGAGGUGUUCCAGUCAAUUUUAGAAUCGCCAAUGAUGACGGUUUCGCUUUGGCGUGACGAAAACCUAAUCUACUUGUUUGACUCCAAACCACGUGACGAACGAGGUCAAAUCUAUGGUAAAGAUGAAUGGAGUGCCAAAGUUGUAGUUGCUGGUGAAGGUCAGGAUGAAGAAGAAGGUGAAGAAGGUGAGGCUGAAGAUGAGGCGAAAGACACAUGGGGUGACGAAGGCGGGAAAGACGAAAUGGGCGGUGGUGACAACUUGGGGGAGCCCGAAGAUGACGAAAACUUGGAUGAAGACGAAGAGGACGAAGCUGAAGGUGAUGACGUUCCACCACUUGAGAAAAAGGGUUCCGACUUUUGGCGGACGAAGGAACAAGAAGGCAAAGCGUGUGUUUUGAGGUUUAGCCGAAUUGACGAUUUGGUGCAACACUUGCUUGAUAAUUCCCCUCCAAACAAGCGAUCCGAACUUGAAUUUACCCUCAAAAGUGUCAAAGUUGUAAAUACGCCAAUCGUUCACGAGAUCUUCGAUCCGGAGGUUGAGGACAAGACUGACGAAAUCGCCGGUGAUUGGAACGAGUUUAAGGAGUUUGAUCGUGGCAAAUGGAUUUUGAGGAGUGUUCGUAAUUUGAGGGAUGGGCUCUUCCCGGUGUGCAAUCGCGGGAAACAAUCCCUCCCCAUGUGUCUCGUCUCGCUGGCUUUUGCCAGUCUUUUCGCCUUGGAGAAGUUUACACAAGAGGUUGUUGAUAAUAUUUUGAGUUAUGGGGACCGCUUGUACACAGUUGUGAGGAAAUUGAGGGCCAAGGAACUGAAAGAGAGUCUUGAGUUGAGUGACGAUGAGAUUGAACAAAUCCUCAAAGACUCGAAGUUUGAACUACGUGAUUAUCCCAAGAGGAUUUGCAUGGGGGAGAAGUUGGCCAUAUGGGAGGGGAGUUUUGAGGUGAUCGUCGGUGAUAUCACCUCAAAGGAACCCGAAAGCGUCCCGAAUGUGACAAGUGGGCUUGAAACCUUCUUCGGGGAACACCAGUUCGGGAUUUUGGCAUGUAAGGACCAUCCUGUUGGCGUCUGGAAGACUGAUGAUGUCUUCUACAUGUUUGACCCUCACGCUAAUGGACCUUCAGGCGUUAAGACACCAGUUGGUGUCUCGUGUAUCACUCGUUUCGUCAACUUGGAAGACUUGACUAGGACUUACACGCAAAAUUUGCCAAAAUACGGCAACAACUUCUUCGAAAUUCACUCCUUCACCUUCACUCACGAUAAGUGCGUACGGGAACGCCACCCGGAAGAAAAGGAAGAAAAGGUGCCAAAAAUCGGCGGUUUUAACCCGGUCAUGGCCGGCAAAAGCAUCCUUCGGGGUGAUGUUAAGCUCGAUUGUACAAAGUUUGACCGUGGGGUUCAUAUACACAGUGCUGCCAUUGCAUACGUUGCCUUGGCACUCUCCCUAAGCAAGGAUCCCGAGACCUGGACCAAAAUCAUCAUCAGGGAAAUACUAACAGUAGGUGAGGAACUCCACAAUGACUCUGUUGACCGGUUGGAAGGGAAAUUUGAUCCUUGGAAGGAUAGACUUGGCGUCCGACAAGUCAAAACCGACUUUUCAAUCGGACGCUUAAAAGUCAAUUGUGCCCUACGUUUCACCGAACAGAAGGGCAUCGUUGAUAUCAAAAAUGCCAAAACACCGAAUCUUCGCCAGGGUAUGGAACGCUUCUUUGAGGAAAACUCACAUGGGAUUUUAGUGGUGGAUAAGUUCAUUCUGCCGGUUUGGGAGCAAAUGAAAGGUGACGAAGUUAGCAUAUUUAUGUUUGAUCCAAACUCACGUGGAGCCACUGGAUUGCCCAGUCAAGGCGGAAAUGCCUGUAUUAUGAAAUUUUGCAACUCGAAAGUGGCCUCGGACCACAUUAAAGCCUGCAUGAUGGACAUUGACAAGGCUAGAGCCGAGUUUGUGAUCAUUCCCAUCGAAAUCGUAGUUGGCAGUGCGAGGACUAAGAGAAAAGCGGUAUGUCCUCCACAAAAGAAGACAAUCAAGACACCUGUAGUUCAUCCAAAGACAAUUAAAACACCAGUCGUCCGUUCCACCCAGAAAACCUUGCAAGAAUCCCAGAAACAAUUAUUACCAACUAAAGUAAAGCCGGUUUGUCCCGACAAGGAGACCCUCCAACAAGUCCAGAGAGAGUUGCGACGUGCUGCCGAAGAAGAGCGAAGAAAAGCCGAAGCCAAGCGUUGUUACGCCCUUGGACGUUCCGAAAUGUACCAAAUCAACGACGAUACGGCUAUAAUCCGUGCUACAAGGCCCGUACAAGCCGAGCGUGACUUACCAGUCAACGUGGCUGCGUUAGUCUUGAUGAGGAUCGCGUCCGAUUUGAGCAAAUGGACUUACAAGCAGAUGGAAGUUGUGAUAGAGACCGGGUAUCAGCUCUAUGUCGACUCCUACAAUGCCUACAAGCCGACUACAAGCAAGCUUCUGCUACAACAUGUCCUCAGACGCGUUUUGUUGCGAGAGUUGGAGGUCAAGAUUGAUAUUAGGCGUCCGGUGGAUUGUGGGCCAUUUACAAAAAAGAAUGUUAUGGCUCAAGUGUCACACUUUUUCACUUCGACGAAUUUCUUCUUCCUCAACUAUGAGGAGUUUUUAAUUUCGUUGUAUUUCAAGUCAGGUUACUACUUUAUGUUUGAUCCCUAUUCCAGGGAUUUGAACGGGAAUAAGUGUGAGAAGGGGAGCGCGGUUUUGAUGCGGUUUGGGAGCUUGGAGGGUUUGGUUGAGAAGAUUUUGAGGAAUUUGGGGCCAGAGGAGGGACCUGUGGGGCAUUUCGCUCUGAUUGUUGCUGGAAUUUUAAGUGUGGAACGUUUGACUAAGUAGUUUUGUACUUAAAUAAAGACUAAGCUAA